Fukomys damarensis (Damara mole-rat) is the source of this 970-nucleotide messenger RNA. RefSeq names its product proteasome 20S subunit alpha 3 (gene Psma3). NCBI's taxonomy places the organism in Eukaryota, Metazoa, Chordata, Mammalia, Rodentia, Bathyergidae. The transcript is spliced from 11 exons. The record is from RefSeq and is a predicted model, not a curated record. Gene Ontology annotation, biological process: ubiquitin-dependent protein catabolic process. The coding region runs from base 86 to 853 and encodes 255 amino acids. Gene Ontology annotation, cellular component: proteasome core complex; nucleus; proteasome core complex, alpha-subunit complex.
AGGGCGUGUUACUGGCUCGCGCUGGCUGCGGCGUAGCGAAGGGCUCUGGGCGUAGGGACCCUACCCCUCGGUUGGUGCGGGCAAGAUGAGCUCGAUCGGAACCGGGUAUGACCUGUCAGCCUCCACAUUCUCUCCCGAUGGAAGAGUUUUUCAAGUUGAAUAUGCCAUGAAGGCUGUGGAAAAUAGCAGUACAGCUAUUGGGAUCAGAUGUAAAGAUGGUGUUGUCUUUGGGGUAGAAAAAUUAGUUCUUUCUAAACUUUAUGAAGAAGGUUCCAAUAAACGACUUUUUAACGUUGACCGGCAUGUUGGAAUGGCAGUAGCAGGUUUGCUGGCAGAUGCUCGUUCUCUAGCAGACAUAGCAAGGGAAGAAGCUUCCAACUUCAGAUCUAACUUUGGCUACAACAUUCCACUCAAACAUCUUGCAGACAGAGUGGCGAUGUAUGUACAUGCUUACACACUCUACAGUGCUGUGAGACCAUUUGGCUGCAGUUUCAUGCUUGGGUCUUACAGUGGGAAUGAUGGAGCACAGCUGUACAUGAUCGACCCAUCAGGUGUUUCAUAUGGUUAUUGGGGCUGUGCUAUUGGCAAAGCCAGGCAAGCUGCAAAGACAGAAAUAGAAAAGCUUCAGAUGAAAGAAAUGACCUGUCGUGAUGUUGUUAAAGAAGUUGCAAAAAUAAUUUACAUAGUACAUGAUGAAGUUAAAGAUAAAGCUUUUGAACUAGAGCUCAGCUGGGUUGGUGAAUUAACAAAAGGAAGACAUGAAAUUGUUCCAAAAGAUAUAAGGGAAGAAGCAGAGAAAUAUGCUAAGGAAUCACUGAAGGAAGAUGAUGAAUCAGAUGAUGAUAAUAUGUAACAUUUACUCCAGCAUCUAGUCUGCUUUACAUUUCUACAGUCCCUUGUAACUACUUAGCCCCUGGAUUAUACAUAUCCACUGCCCGAUUUUCAUUAAAGUUUUGUCCUGUAACAAGUG